Arachis ipaensis is the source of this 1243-nucleotide messenger RNA. RefSeq lists its product as uncharacterized. Lineage: Eukaryota; Viridiplantae; Streptophyta; Magnoliopsida; Fabales; Fabaceae. The record is from RefSeq and is a predicted model, not a curated record.
UGGUGGUGCUCCAUCGAUCCAACCUUGUUUAUGUGCACAUACACAACACACACACAUUCUUGUUUUCUUUCUUUCUUUCUCUCUCAAUUAGAACCGGAUCAAUAUAUAUAAAACUGACAUUUUUAGAAAAGAAAAGAUGGGAAGGCAACCAUGUUGUGACAAAGUUGGGUUGAAGAAGGGACCAUGGACAGCAGAAGAGGACAAGAAGCUCAUAAGCUUCCUCCUCACUAAUGGCCAAUGUUGUUGGAGAGCUGUGCCUAAGCUUGCAGGGCUAUUAAGAUGUGGAAAAAGUUGCAGGUUAAGGUGGACAAAUUAUCUUAGGCCAGACUUAAAGAGAGGCCUUCUUUCAGAUUACGAGGAGAAAAUGGUCAUUGACCUUCAUGCUCAACUAGGAAACAGAUGGUCGAAAAUUGCUUCUCAUCUGCCAGGAAGAACAGAUAAUGAGAUUAAAAACCAUUGGAACACUCACAUUAAGAAAAAGCUGAAGAAAAUGGGCAUUGACCCUGUUACUCACAAGCCACUCUCCAAUAAUCAACAAAUUCAAGAACAGAGCAACCAAACACCUCCUCACAAUGUUGACUUUGACCCCAACCAUGAUGAACUACCUAAAACUCAAGACCAAAACAAUCCCAAAGAGGAAGAGAAACCAGAUACUACUACUGAGUCCAAAGAAAGAGAAGAGAAAAUGGUUAUGAUGAUGCCACCACCCUUAAUUGAUGACACAAUAAUAAUGGAUGAUGAGAUUAUUAUAAUGAAUGAUAUCAAUGGGUUCUGCACUGAUGAGGUACCAAUAAUAGAACCACAUGAGAUUCUUGUUCCUUCUUCUGAUCCUUCCCCUUCGUCUUCGUCUUCAUCUUCGUCCUCGUCCUCGUCUUCUUCUUCUUUUAGUUCAAGUAAUAACUUCCUUGAAGACCUUCAGCUCCCAGAUUUUGAAUGGUGUUGUAACAAUGAUCAUAAUGAUAUUAUUAUUAACGACGACAAUAAUGUGGCUUCGUGGAAUGAUGAUGAUUUUAUUAACUGCUUGAACUCGCUGAUAAAUGAUGAUAAUGAUGAUCAUGAUCAUGAUCAUGAUAAUGGUGAAAGUAGCAAGCAGCAACAACUAGUGUUUGAUGAUAAUGCUCCUUCUUCUCCACUUUCUCAGUACUCAAACAUGGUCAUGGAUUAUUCAGAAUCUUCUUGGCCAUAUGGCUUCUUUUGAUUUUAUUCAAUAACAAACAAUUAUAUCUUACUUACAUGUACUCAC